Panicum virgatum (switchgrass) is the source of this 2367-nucleotide messenger RNA. RefSeq names its product triacylglycerol lipase 2-like. The coding region runs from base 1017 to 2252 and encodes 411 amino acids. Gene Ontology annotation, molecular function: hydrolase activity, acting on ester bonds. Gene Ontology annotation, biological process: lipid metabolic process. Lineage: Eukaryota; Viridiplantae; Streptophyta; Magnoliopsida; Poales; Poaceae. The record is from RefSeq and is a predicted model, not a curated record. The transcript has 8 exons.
CUCGUUGAUUCGUAGAUUUGUUCACAGAAACACGAUCACACAGUGGGUGAACGCGUGCUUCCUUAUGUAUCGGAGACAAUCUGUCCUCCUUUCUUUUAUCUGGUGGUAGUGCGGUACUCAAGCAUUAACGCAACUGGUGCAGGAGAGCGGAACAGUUGUGGUUCAUAUGCGCACUUUCCUUUGGCCGCCAAAAUGUAGUCUGUUUCAGAGCAUACAUCUUUAAAUAGUGCAUCGUUUUUCUGGUAACAAUAUGUUAUCGCAAAAUUCAUAUGCAAACAAGUUCUCUCUCCUACCUUCAGAAUGCUAGAAUUUCACACUUCUUUUAUGUAUUGGCUUCCCUAUACAAAUUAGUUGGUUUUCAGUGUCAACUUAGGUAUUUUCUGUUCAAGGACCAAUCCCCUGUCGUCCUCUCUUGUUCAUGCUGAACUGAUUUAUAUGAGGGGCAUCUGGAUAGCGUGCUCCAGUGAUGCUACCUGAAUGCUUGCCGCUUCUAAAUUGCAAAUAAAAUCCAUAAGUACGUUAGAGAAUGUUACCUUGUCGUCCACAACAUUCCUAGUGGCCAUGAACAGAAUUUGGGAUCACAGAAUUGUUGUGAAGUGGGAUCUACGCAUAUUCAUAUCUGAUCAUCAAGAUUGCGUGACUGGUAUUAUGAUAACUAGUUCUGUCUGUUUCACCUGAUUAGCUCAUGGUUAUGCAAUCUCACAUUCAAUACUUGCAAUUAGAAAAACCACUGUAAAGGUUUUUUUUUCUCAUGCUCAUGCUUCCAUGACAGAGAAAAUUAAUGCAUAAACAGAAACCAAAUUCCCGUACAUAGCACAACCAGUUCUAUAAAUUAGUGUUCCUUACCAAUUUGGGAUUAAGCUCAGUCUUAUUCAGAGGCCAUCCCUGCAGCUAACCCCCACCCCCUAUUCUUGGAACCACACAAAAUUGCAGUAGCCUACAUCCUAUAGUUAUUGUUCAGGGUUUGAUACAAGAAUAUGAUUCAUUUCUAGUGCCAAAAAUCAUACUGUACUGAGAUGGCUCGGAAUCUUUAUCUACUCUGUUUCCUAAUUCUUUUCAUUUCCUUGAACCUGCGAAGCGUUCUCUCAUGGAGGAUCCAGAACUUUACAGAUGAUCAAUGCCCCCCGCAACCCCAUCCUUUAGGUAUGUGCAAGGCACGAGUAGCAGCUUAUGGCUAUCCAUGUGAAGAAUAUCAGGUCACAACAGAAGAUGGCUAUAUUCUUAGCUUAAAGAGGAUCCCCCAUGGUCUUUCUAAUGCUGACAACUCGACUGAGGAUAGGACACCGGUACUUCUAUUCCAUGGGCUAAUGGUGGAUGGUUUCUGUUGGGUACUAAGUACACCCAAACAAUCACUUGGCUUCAUUUUGGCUGACGCUGGCUUUGAUGUUUGGAUUGCCAACUGUCGUGGAACAAAAUCCAGUCGAAAACAUACCACGCUCACCCCAGAAGACCCGGCUUUCUGGGACUUCACAUGGGACGAACUUGCUGCUUAUGAUCUUCCUGCAGUACUUCAGUUUGUCUAUAAUCAAACAGGAGGCAAGAAAGUCCACUAUGUCGGUCACUCCCUGGGAACCUUGAUUAUUCUUGCAGCCUUUUCAGAGCACAAGUUAAUAGACAUAGUGAGAUCAGCUGUGUUGCUCUGCCCAAUUGCUUAUCUGCACAGGAUGAGAUCCAGACUCAUAUUGCUUGCAGCUCGUAUCUUCCUUGCAGAAACAAUUCACAUGCUCGGUUUUCACGAGUUCAAUCCUGUUGGGCGAGUUGCACAAGAAGUUUUGGGUGAAGUCUGCACCGACCCUGAAGUUGACUGUUAUGAUUUAUUUGGGGCUGUAGCAGGACCGGACUGCUGCCUCAAUACUUCGACUACAUGCAUCUUCCUACAGCAUGGUCCACAAUCAACCUCUGUGAAAAACAUGAUUCACAUGUCGCAAUUGGUCAGGAAAGCUGGGGUCAGAAGGUACGACUAUGGAAACGAGAAGGAGAACAUGAAGCACUACAAUCAGCCAGAGCCCCCGCUGUACAAUCUCUCGUCCAUUCCGCCCCAUGUCCCCUUGUUCCUCACCCAUGGUGGCCAAGAUUUUCUCGGUGAUGUCCCCGACACCAGGCAUCUCCUGCGGACGCUGGUCAGGGAGCACGACAGUGAUGACAUCGAGGUGCUGUACAUGCCUGACUACGCUCAUGGUGACUUUGUGAUGGGUUACAAUGCUCCGCAGCUCAUAUACAAGCCCAUAGUGGAAUUCUUCAAGCGUCACUGACACUGAGAACCUAUACUGCAGGCCACUUUAUCAUAAGCUGUAGCCUGUAGCAAACAUCAAUAGUUUCAUUGUUUCAGGUCGACUUUCAGUUUAUGAAGGUUUGAAUUACACCUCA